AUCUGCGCCGUUUGCUUGGAGGAGUUCAAGCCCAAGGACGAGCUGGGGAUCUGUCCCUGUAAACAUGCCUUCCACAGAAAGUGCCUCAUCAAGUGGCUGGAGGUGCGGAAAGUGUGCCCGCUCUGCAACAUGCCGGUGCUGCAGCUGGCCCAGCUGCACAGCAAGCAGGACCCUGGCCCUCCCCAGGGCCCCCUCCCCGGCGCGGAGAACAUCGUAUAG
Messenger RNA from Cariama cristata (Red-legged seriema), 219 nucleotides. Its product is annotated as RING finger protein 24. Gene Ontology annotation, cellular component: endomembrane system. The record is from RefSeq and is a predicted model, not a curated record. The transcript is spliced from 2 exons. NCBI's taxonomy places the organism in Eukaryota, Metazoa, Chordata, Aves, Cariamiformes, Cariamidae. Gene Ontology annotation, molecular function: zinc ion binding; ubiquitin protein ligase activity. The annotation marks the transcript as partial.